Drosophila rhopaloa is the source of this 1756-nucleotide messenger RNA. RefSeq names its product AP-1 complex subunit mu-1 (gene AP-1mu). Bases 276 to 1556 code for a protein of 426 amino acids. The transcript is spliced from 2 exons. The record is from RefSeq and is a predicted model, not a curated record. Gene Ontology annotation, cellular component: clathrin-coated vesicle; clathrin adaptor complex. Lineage: Eukaryota; Metazoa; Arthropoda; Insecta; Diptera; Drosophilidae. Gene Ontology annotation, molecular function: clathrin-cargo adaptor activity. Gene Ontology annotation, biological process: vesicle-mediated transport; intracellular protein transport.
CCAACACUGGAGUGCAAUUGAAGAAGAAGCAGCAACAGCAUAAAGGGCGACGUAAGAAAUUUGGAAGUUUUCAUUCGCAUUUUCUAGGCCAUGAAACGGAAUAUGUGAAGCCAGCUCAACACAACACCACCCUAACUCAUCAACGCCUCGCCACCGUCGCUAUCCGCUACGAACAACGCCUGCCGCGAGCAGCAAAACCUGCCAAGGGACCUCCAGCUCGAUCCAAUUGGGAAUUUCACACCUGGGACAAGUGGCAGCUGGUGGGCAGAAUAAUCAUGUCUUCGUCGGCCAUUUUCGUGCUGGACGUGAAGGGCAAGGUGUUGAUAUCGCGCAACUACCGCGGCGACAACAUCGACAUGGCCGUCAUUGACAAAUUUAUGCCAUUACUGAUGGAACGCGAGGAGGAGGGCCUGAUCACACCGAUCCUCCAGACGGCGGAGACCACGUUCGCCUACAUCAAGACCAACAACCUGUACAUAGUGUCCACGACGCCGCGCAAUAAGAAUGUGAAUAUCGCUCUGGUCUUUGUCUUUUUGCACAAGAUCGCCCAGGUGUUCGUGGAGUACUUCAAGGAACUGGAGGAAGAGUCCAUCAGGGACAAUUUCGUGAUUAUUUACGAGCUGCUGGAUGAGCUGCUUGACUUUGGCUACCCGCAGACCACCGACUCGAAGAUCCUGCAGGAGUACAUCACGCAAGAGGGCCACAAGCUGGAGCUGCAGCCCCGCAUCCCGGUGGCCGUGACCAAUGCCGUCUCUUGGCGCUCCGAGGGCAUCAAGUACCGCAAGAACGAGGUCUUCCUCGACGUCAUCGAGUCGGUAAAUCUGCUGGCCAACGCCAAUGGCAAUGUGCUGCGCAGCGAGAUCGUGGGCGCCAUCAAGAUGCGCGUCUAUCUUUCGGGAAUGCCCGAGUUGCGGCUGGGACUCAACGACAAGGUUCUGUUCGAGAGCACGGGCCGCGGCAAGUCUAAGUCCGUGGAGUUGGAGGACGUCAAGUUUCACCAGUGCGUCCGGUUGUCCCGGUUCGAGAACGAUCGCACAAUCUCUUUCAUUCCGCCGGAUGGCGAGUUCGAGCUGAUGUCCUAUCGUCUGAACACGCACGUCAAACCCCUGAUAUGGAUCGAGUCGGUUAUUGAGCGGCAUGUCCACUCGCGCGUGGAGUACAUGAUCAAGGCCAAGUCGCAGUUCAAGAGGAGAUCGACGGCCAACAAUGUUGAGAUAGUCAUACCAGUGCCCGCCGACGCGGACUCGCCCAAGUUUAAGACGACUAUUGGAAGCUGUAAGUACGCGCCGGAGCAGAACGCUAUCAUCUGGACGAUCAAGUCGUUCCCGGGUGGGAAGGAGUAUCUGAUGCGGGCCCAUUUCGGUCUGCCAAGUGUGGAGAGCGAGGACAACACGGAGGGCAAGCCACCCAUUCAGGUGCGCUUCGAGAUCCCCUACUUUACCACAUCGGGCAUCCAGGUGCGCUACCUGAAGAUCAUCGAAAAGAGCGGCUACCAGGCGCUGCCCUGGGUGCGGUACAUAACGCAGAACGGAGACUACCAGCUUCGUACUAAUUGAGAGGAGCACCUCCCGCCCCUGCAUCAUUCCAGCCAAGCUUCAGCGAGUCAUCCCUGCAAUAGGUAGCUUCACCUCCACCCGCGUUUUUGUCUGCGAUGCGUUGCGUUAAGUCAAAAGUAUAUAUUUGUAUUCGUAUUGUUUCAGUAUAUGUAUAUUGUAUGUAAAUCAAACCUAAUAAAUUUUAACACCUUUUCAUAACA